Olea europaea var. sylvestris is the source of this 2211-nucleotide messenger RNA. Its product is annotated as ankyrin repeat-containing protein ITN1-like. Lineage: Eukaryota; Viridiplantae; Streptophyta; Magnoliopsida; Lamiales; Oleaceae. Gene Ontology annotation, cellular component: plasma membrane. The transcript has 4 exons. The record is from RefSeq and is a predicted model, not a curated record. Bases 131 to 1888 code for a protein of 585 amino acids. Gene Ontology annotation, molecular function: protein phosphatase 1 binding; protein phosphatase regulator activity.
CUUUUUUUCCAUUCCUCGUCAUCAAUCAACGCCUUCCUCGCAACUUCACAUGCCACCAUACAGCAGACCAACAGAUACCAAAAGAGUUCCACAUAUCUCAGACUCUCAAACCCCUUUUUGAUUCUCGAUCAUGUCUUCAUCACUUGACGGUGUGGGCAAUGGAGACUUGGAGAAAGGGUUGGUUACACGAACACCAAGCCAAAACCCGCUGGCCGAGACACCAACAUCGCAAUCACCAUCCUCGGCCAAUGCACCAGCUCUGGUUCUGUCGAACUCAGGGAAGCGAAUUGAUCAAGCUGGAAAAAAGAAAUACGUAAAAAAGGUGACUGGCCGGCACAAUGACACAGAACUUCAUUUGGCUGCUCAAAAGGGUGAUCUUGCAGCAGUGAAGCAGAUACUCAAUGAUAUUGACUCUCAAAUGGUGGGUACACUAAGCGGAGAGGAUUUUGAUCAGGAGGUCGCAGAGAUCAGGGCAUCAGUUGUGAAUGAGAUAAAUGAGUUAGGAGAGACAGCAUUAUAUGCUGCAGCAGAAAGAGGGCAUAUCGAUGUGGUAAAAGAGCUAUUGAAGUAUGCAAAUAAGGAAACACUUACAAAGAAGAAUCGUUGUAUGUUUGAUCCUUUGCAUAUAGCUGCAAGUCAAGGACACCAAGCUAUUGUCAAAGUAUUGUUAGAUCAUGACCCUGGACUGAUUAAAACGAUUGGUCCUUCCAAUGCAACCCCUCUUGUAACUGCUGCUUCUAAAGGACAUAUAGCUGUAGUUAAUGAAUUGUUUGCAAAGGAUUGUAGCUUGCUAGAAGUUUCUAGAUCGAAUGGAAAAAAUGCAUUACACUUAGCUGCCAGGCAAGGGCAUGUAGACGUCGUCAAGGCAUUGCUUGACAAAGAUCCUCAAUUAGCUAGAAGGACAGACAAGAAAGGACAGACUGCAUUGCAUAUGGCUGUGAAAGGAGUUAACUCUGAGGUUGUUAGAUUGCUCCUCGAGGCUGAUGCAGCUAUUGUGAUGUUGCCUGAUAAAUUUGGAAACACGGCAUUACAUGUAGCCACGAGAAAGAAGCGAGCAGAGAUAGUUAAUGAGUUAUUACGUCUCCCUGAUACCCAUGUCAAUGCACUGACCAGAGAUCACAAAACGGCUCUUGACAUUGCUGAAGAUCUUCCCCUCUCUGAAGAAUCUUCGGACAUAAAGGAAUGCCUUUGUCAUUAUGGUGCUGUUAGAGCUAAUGAGUUGAACCAACCGAGGGAUGAGUUACGGAAAACUGUAACUCAAAUCAAGAAAGAUGUCCAUUUCCAGCUCGAGCAAACUAAGAGAACUAACAAAAAUGUCCACGGAAUUGCUAAAGAACUGCGGAAACUCCAUCGCGAAGGGAUUAACAAUGCCACCAACUCAGUGACUGUCGUGGCCGUGCUCUUUGCUACAGUUGCAUUUGCGGCAAUUUUUACAGUGCCCGGUGGGGAUAAAGAUGACGGGACUGCUGUGGUUGUGCAUAGUGCUUCUUUUAAAAUCUUCUUCAUCUUCAAUGCCAUUGCACUUUUUACUUCUCUAGCUGUUGUCGUAGUUCAAAUUACAUUGGUUAGAGGCGAGACGAAGGCUGAAAGACGUGUGGUAGAAGUUAUUAACAAACUAAUGUGGUUGGCUUCAGUUUGUACUUCACUGGCAUUCAUGGCGUCGUCUUAUAUAGUGGUUGGGCGCAAAUACGAAUGGGCUGCAAUGUUGGUUACAGUUGUCGGAGGAGUGAUAAUGGGCGCAGUUCUUGGAACCAUGACAUACUAUGUGGUGAAGUCGAAGAGGACACGAUUUAUAAGAAAGAGGGAAAGGCAUGCUCGGAGCGGCUCCAACUCAUGGCUUCACUCUGAAUUUUCAAACUCAGAUAUUGACCGCGUUUUUGCCCUUUAAUGGAAGACAACGUGAACGAAGGGAGGAGAUAUGGGAUGAUUUACGACAUAGUAUCAAAGACAUAAAAGGUAAUUUGCUUAGUGAGUUUAUUAUCGUAAAUAACGAUAUUGUAAGAACUUACCCAGCUCUUUGAACUGGAAAAACCGUGCACUAUCUUGGAAUCGGUCCAGUAUCGCUUAAAAACCAUACAUUAUAAACUGGGAUCAGCCACUUGAACCGGCCAUGGCUUGAUCCGGUUGUAUAUUUCUUUAAAAAUGAUCUUUUUUGUUAAGGAGCGGUUAAGGCUUGACAUAUAUGAUAGUAUGAUACUAUGCUGGUAUGCA